Messenger RNA from Rosa rugosa (rugosa rose), 780 nucleotides. RefSeq lists its product as uncharacterized. Gene Ontology annotation, molecular function: structural constituent of ribosome. Gene Ontology annotation, cellular component: ribosome; mitochondrial large ribosomal subunit. The transcript is spliced from 3 exons. The coding region runs from base 80 to 523 and encodes 147 amino acids. The record is from RefSeq and is a predicted model, not a curated record. NCBI's taxonomy places the organism in Eukaryota, Viridiplantae, Streptophyta, Magnoliopsida, Rosales, Rosaceae. Gene Ontology annotation, biological process: translation.
AGUCCGCCUACACCACUCUGCCUUUCUCUCAGUCUCUCGUACUUGUCAGCACAAUUAGCUCCGUCGCUUCUUGAAAGAAAUGGCGUCCAAAACCCUAAUUCGAACCGGAGCUUCUCUGAUGAACCGGUUCCUAUCAAAACCACUGCUCCACCCGAACCCGAAUUCGACUCACCAGAACCAGAUUGUAUCCCACGCCCUCGAAAUCACUCCCAAGCUAUUCCCCUCUCUCUCCAACUUCGACACCUCCCUCCGUUUUCCCCAAAACGACGCCGGAUCGAUCACAAGGGUCUUCAAUGAGGGCUUCGUGCACCCUUGCGGCCUCCCUUAUCUCCCGCUCAUCUUACCUGAAGGAGAUGACUCUUCAUCUAAUGAGCCAAUGAUAUUAUUUCCGAAGCGGACAUUCCAGCCUAGUACUAUCAGGCGUAAGAGGAACCAUGGCUUUUUUGCUCGCAAGGCAACCAAGGGUGGACGGAGAGUAAUUGCUCGAAGAAUAGCAAAGGGUCGAGCAAGAAUUACAGCUUAGCAUCUCUUUCCCCGGCAUAUUGUCAUUGAUCAAAAGAGCGAUAAUCUAGUUUAGAAGCUCAUAUUUAUCUUUGGAGCUUGUAGUUGCUCAUAGCCUCGAAGUACCCAGGCUUUUUUUUUUGAAUUUUUCAUAGAUCUUUUUGUUACCUCAGUAUUUCAUACUGUUUGUGAGUUUUUGUUUGGCCUUAUUUCAGAGGUCGUGCAGAGCUGAUUUGUAAUUUUGUACUAUCAACUAUCCAAUCCACUCACAAUUCAAUA